Molecule: messenger RNA, 354 nt
Organism: Pneumocystis carinii B80
Lineage: Eukaryota; Fungi; Ascomycota; Pneumocystomycetes; Pneumocystales; Pneumocystaceae
Product: 60S ribosomal protein L37
Exons: 4
Coding region: 40-315 (91 amino acids)
Biological process (GO): translation
Cellular component (GO): ribosome; cytosolic large ribosomal subunit
Molecular function (GO): structural constituent of ribosome; RNA binding
Source: RefSeq, a predicted model, not a curated record
UUUACAGUCACAAAAAUUUUCAUCGGACGAUAAAAAACUAUGACAAAAGGAACUUCAUCUUUUGGUAAACGACAUAUAAAAACACAUACACAAUGUCGACGCUGUGGUCGUCGAUCUUUUCAUAUUCAAAAAUCAAAAUGUUCAUCUUGCGGUUAUCCUGCAAGUAAAACACGCAGAUAUAAUUGGUCAUUUAAAGCCAUUCGAAGAAAAACAACAGGAACUGGACGUAUGAGACAUUUAAAACAUGUAUAUCAACGGUAUAAAAAUGGAUUUCGUACAGGGGAGACUCCACGUAAAGCACGUUUAGAGUCGUAAAUUGUAAAGAAAAUGAAUAAAUCUAUGUUGAUGUAUUAU